Molecule: messenger RNA, 1911 nt
Organism: Neoarthrinium moseri
Lineage: Eukaryota; Fungi; Ascomycota; Sordariomycetes; Amphisphaeriales; Apiosporaceae
Exons: 5
Coding region: 1-1911 (636 amino acids)
Biological process (GO): regulation of DNA-templated transcription; DNA-templated transcription
Cellular component (GO): nucleus
Molecular function (GO): DNA binding; zinc ion binding; DNA-binding transcription factor activity, RNA polymerase II-specific
Source: RefSeq, a predicted model, not a curated record
AUGAUGAAGGCCUCGAGGCCUCUGGUGACGACCGGUCUGUCGCCCUUAUCAGAUACCUCGUCGGUCCUCGGACAGGGGCAUUCACCCCACCAGCGCGACAGGAUGGAGGCCUCGUACGAAUCCGAACAUGCUAACAACGGCGACCUCGCACAUCGCGCCUGCGAGAAGUGCCGGUCGUCAAAGAGGAAAUGCGACAAGACGCUGCCCUACUGUACGAGAUGUACCAGAUUAAAUGCAAAGUGUGUUUACUUGGCCGACUCGGUGGGCGUAAACCCAGGGGGAAACGGCGCCCCGGUGGUCAUAUUUCAACCGCAUGGACUCACAAAUGAUGUUUCUCUGAGGGGCGUGGAUCCGCUCGAAGACAUCACGGCCUCUCAGAUCCUGUCCUUGAUACCGACGGAUGCCCAGAUGGGCGAGAAGCUGGAUUGGUCGGAUGCUGUCCGGGGUUAUUUCGAUUAUGUCCAUUCCUGGUACGCAGUGGUUCAUCGGAAUCUAUUCGAGCAACAGCUGGCUGCACUCACGGCGGCAGUGGACUCUCCUCAGUCUCAAGUAACUCAGGUAUACUCACCACCUCUGACGAACUCACCUUCCGAAAAGUCAGUUACGCCAAGCCAAACCGUUACGGCACUGGGGUCCAUGUCGGAGCCGCAGAUGAGCAGAGAGUUUGCGCUACUCAUUGUCACAAUGCACAUGGUGACACGACAUCGGUAUACCAAAAACGGGGAGCGCCCCAUGUUUGACGAACUUUACCACUUCGUCAAGCGCGUUGUUGCACUCGCACUCCUCGACAGUCCUCUUCCAAGGAUCGAACUGGUACAGUGCGGCGCAUUGCUAGCCUUGUAUGAAUAUGGCCACGGAGACUCCUUGUUGGCGUACCGAACCCUUAGUGAAGCUGCAGGUGCGGCGAGGGUUCUCGAAGUGAAGCCAGGGCAGAUGGAUGGGGAAGGCGCGGCCGAUUUGAAGGGCGAGCUCACCAUGGAAGAGGAGCAGAAAGGCGGCUUGUGGUGGAGUCUAUUCAUCCUGGACCAGUUCAUCCACCGAGACGAAGUGUCCAAAAAUCUACCUUUUGUACUGGAGAGCCCGGAAUUGACGACCCUCCUGCCAGGAUCGGUUACAGCAUCGAAUUGCUCUCGGGUUGUUGGUCAUCCGGGGCGAUUCGAUGUCAAGUAUAUCUGCGAGCCACCGCCACCUCCACGCCAACGGCUGCCCAUCAGUGUCGAACUCAACACAAGACAAAUGGAGUCGUUCCAACUAUCUGCCAAGGUCGCAAGCCUGCUGCACAGGGCUCUUAGACAUGAGCACUACGUACGAACGAGACCAGGCUAUCUCCCACCUGUCAACUCAUUUUCGAGUCUCGAUGCCGAAAUCCGACGAGCCACCAUGACGUUAUUACAGGAUGAUGUUGCCAAUUGGCAGGUUACACUAGACUGCUUUGCAAUGUGUUGCUCCGCACUUUUCAGCCUCUACCUUCCAUAUCUCCCUGUGCUGGAAACAAAGUCUGCAGCGGAGAUUAAGCAGGAUGCAGACCUGAGCAUGGCACUGGCUGCCUUACGAUUUGCAGCUCAACUGUCCACGGAUAUCAGCUGCAAGGUCAAUGCCGAUAUCAAGCGGGGAGAGGAGGGGGUAGCCUUGAAAUAUAUUGUUGCCCCCGCCGCACCGACAUGCUACCUCGUCGUAAAAACGUACGCAAGCUUACGCCGAAUAUUUCCAGAAGAGUGGGAUCACUGCCAGGAGGCUAUGGUUGAUAAAUUCGAGAGCUUGAGGUUCUUUAGCUACCGUUGGGGAAUUGCAGAAAAGAUGAUGCGUCAACUGCAAGAAGUUGCGGGAUUGGACCGGAAUGAAUUCAUCAAACCCGAAACGCUUGCGUCGAUUUCGAUUCUCACCAGUGGGCCAAUGGACCUAAGUCGGUAA